GCUGGCGGGGCACACAUGGGCAGAGAGAGGCGGGCGAAGCGCCCCGACUCCUCGCUGCCAGAGGAUCUGGAGGCCCCCAAGACCCACCACUUCAAGGUGAAGACCUUCAAGAAGGUGAAGCCCUGUGCUAUCUGCCGACAGGCCAUCACCCGGGAGGGCUGCACCUGCAAAGUCUGCAGCUUCUCCUGUCAUCGGAAAUGCCAGGCCAAGGUGGCUGCCCCGUGCAUUCCUCCGUCCAACCAUGAACUGGUGCCCAUCACCACUGAGAGUGCCCUAAAGAAUGUAAUGGACACAGGAGAAGGAGCCUCCCGGGGUGGAAAUUCACGGAAAAGUCUGGAAGAAGAGGGCUCCACUAGAGUCACCCCGAGUAUCCAGCCCCAUCUGCAGCCUGUCAGUCUCCCUAGAAACCCGAGUGUGAGCCGGACCAUGGAGGACAGCUGUGAGCUGGACCUGGUGUACGUCACGGAGAGGAUCAUUGCGGUGUCCUUCCCCAGCACAGCCAACGAGGAGAACUUCCGGAACAACCUCCGGGAGGUGGCCCAGAUGCUCAAGUCCAAACACGGAGGCAGCUACCUGCUGUUCAAUCUCUCUGAGCGAAGACCUGACAUCACGAAGCUCCAUUCCAAGGUACUGGAAUUUGGCUGGCCUGACCUACAUACCCCGGCCCUCGAGAAGAUCUGCAGCAUCUGCAAGGCCAUGGACACCUGGCUCAACUCAGACCCGCACAACGUCGUCGUUCUACACAACAAGGGAAACCAAGGCAGGAUAGGGGUGGUCAUCGCGGCUUACAUGCACUACAGCAACAUUUCUGCCAGUGCUGACCAAGCUCUGGAUCGGUUUGCAAUGAAGCGGUUCUAUGAGGAUAAGAUCAUACCCAUUGGGCAGCCAUCUCAGAGAAGGUAUGUGCAUUACUUCAGCGGCCUGCUCUCUGGCUCCAUCAAAAUGAACAACAAGCCCUUGUUUCUGCACCAUGUGAUCAUGCACGGCAUCCCCAACUUUGAAUCCAAAGGAGGGUGUCGGCCUUUUCUCCGCAUCUACCAGGCCAUGCAACCUGUGUACACGUCUGGCAUCUACAACAUCCCGGGGGACAGCCAGACGAGCAUCUGCAUCACCAUUGAGCCAGGACUGCUCCUGAAGGGAGACAUCUUGCUGAAGUGCUACCAUAAGAAGUUCCGGAGCCCCGCCCGAGAUGUUAUCUUCCGUGUGCAGUUCCACACCUGUGCCAUCCAUGACCUGGGGGUUGUCUUUGGGAAGGAGGAUCUCGAUGAGGCCUUCAAAGAUGACCGAUUUCCAGAAUAUGGCAAAGUAGAGUUUGUGUUUUCUUACGGGCCAGAGAAAAUUCAAGGCAUGGAGCACCUGGAGAACGGGCCGAGUGUGUCUGUGGAUUACAACACCUCCGACCCCCUCAUCCGCUGGGAUUCCUACGACAACAUCAGUGGACAUCGGGAAGAUGGCAUGGAGGAGGUGGUGGGACACACCCAGGGGCCGCUGGACGGGAGUCUGUACGCCAAGGUGAAGAAGAAGGACUCCCUGAACGGCAGCACCGGGGCCGUCAACGCCGCGCGUCCUGUCCUGUCGGCCACCCCCAACCACGUGGAGCACACGCUCUCCGUGAGCAGUGACUCGGGCAACUCCACAGCCUCCACCAAGACCGACAAGACGGAUGAGCCUGUCUCCGCGGCCUCCGGUGCCCCCGCUGCCCUGAGUCCCGAGGAGAAGCGGGAGCUGGAUCGCCUGCUCAGCGGCUUUGGCCUAGAGCGAGAGAAGCAGGGYGCCAUGUACCGCGCACAGCACCUCAGGUCCCGCCUGGCCGCCGGCCCAGCUGGGUCUCCCUCGGGCCGCCACGUUGUCCCAGCCCAGGUCCAUGUCAACGGUGGGGCCUUGGCCUCUGAGCGGGAGACAGACAUCCUGGAUGAUGAGCUGCCCAACCAGGAUGGGCACAGCGUGGGCAGCAUGGGCACGCUGUCCUCUCUGGACGGGAUCACCAACACCAGCGAGGGGGGCUACCCAGACGCCCUGCCCCCACUGACCAACGGCCUGGACAAGGCCCACCCUGAGGAACCUCUGGUCAAUGGCGGGGGCUACCCCUAUGAGAACGCCAGCCGGGCAGUGCCCGCCCAUGCUGGCCACGUGGCCCCCAUGCGACCCUCCUACUCGGCGCAGGAGGGCUUAGCUGGCUACCAGCGGGAGGGGCCCCACCCGGUCUGGCCCCAGGCAGUGACCACCUCCCACUAUGGCCAUGACCCCAGUGGCAUGUUCCGCUCUCAGUCCUUCCCGGAUGCCGAGCCCCAGCUGCCCCCAGCUCCAGCCCGCGGGGGCAGCAGCCGGGAGGCCGUGCAGAGGGGGCUGAAUUCAUGGCAGCAGCAGCAGCAGCCUCGCCAACCUCCUCGCCAGCAGGAAAGAGCCCAGUUGGAGAGCCUCGCGACCGGCAGGCCCAGCCCCCAGCCGCUGGCAGAGCCCCCCGCCUCUGCCCUCCCAGAGUUCCCCAGGGCGGCCUCUCACCAGGAGAUUGAGCAGUCCAUCGAAGCGCUCAACAUGCUCAUGCUGGACCUUGAGCCAGUCUCGGCCGCCGCCCCCCUGCACAAGUCCCAGAGUGUCCCUGGGGCCUGGCCAGGGGCUCCCCCACUCUCCUCCCAGCCCCUCUCGGGCUCUUCCCGCCAGUCGCAUCCACUGACCCAGUCCAGAUCUGGCUCCAUCCCCGGUGGGCACUCCCUGGGAACCCCCGAGCUGGCCCCUCCCGGCAGGUCUUACUCACCUUACGAUUAUCAGUCGGGUCCAGCUGCGUCCAACCAGGGUUUCCGUCCAAAGAGCCCAGCCUCCUCAUCCUUCCUUCCAACCGCCCAUGGCCCCCCAGGGCCUCAGCAGCCCCCAGCCUCUCUCCCUGGCCUCACCACUCAGCCUCAGCUCCCACCAAAGGAAGCGGCCUCAGAGCCCUCCCGAACCCCAGAGGAGGAGCCACUGAACCUGGAAGGGCUGGUGGCCCACCGAAUCGCAGCGUACAAUGCCAAGCUGCAGGACAUGGGGCAGGGUGGCCACUCCCGGGCCCCUCCUCUCCACCGGCUGCGAUCUGCCUCCCUCUCUGGGGUGCAGGCUCGGGAGAGGCAGCCUGCGGAGCCCCCAGCCCCACUCCGGAGGCGGGCAGCCAGCGAUGGACAGUAUGAGAACCAUUCUCCUGAAGCCACAUCCCCCCGUAGCCCUGGGGUUCGCUCCCCUGUCCAGUGYGUCUCCCCUGAGCUGGCUCUCACCAUCGCCCUCAAUCCUGGAGGGCGGCCCAAAGAGCCCCACCUGCACAGCUACAAGGAGGCCUUCGAGGAGAUGGAGGGGACCUCUCCAACCAGCCCGCCGUCCGGUGGGGUGCGCUCCCCUCCAGGUCUGGCCAAGACACCCCUCUCUGCUCUGGGCCUGAAACCCCACAACCCAGCGGACAUCUUGUUGCACCCCACAGGCGAUGAGGGGAGGGAGCUGGCUAAGCUUCCAGAAGAAGCCCGGAGCUACGUGGAGUCUGUGGCACGGACGGCAGUGGCUGGGCCCCGACCUCAGGAUGCUGAACCCAAGAGCUUCAGUGCCCCAGCUGCCCAGGCCUAUGGCCACGAGACGCCCCUGAGGAAUGGGACCCUGGGCAGCUCCUUUGUCUCCCCCAGCCCUCUGUCCACCAGCAGCCCCAUCCUCAGCGCCGACAGCACUUCAGUGGGGAGUUUCCCAUCAGGGGAGAGCAGCGACCAGGGCCCGAGGACACCCACCCAGCCCUUGUUGGAUUCCAGCUUCCGCUCCGGCAUCCUGGGGCAGCCCAGCCCCGUGGCCCAGAGAAGUUACCAGAGCUCUUCUCCUCUCCCGACCGUGGGCAGCAACUACAGCAGCCCCGACUCCUCACUUCAGCAAUUCAGCCCCGCAGAAAGCCAGCCCCGCUCUCAGUUCAGUGUGGCCAGUGUCCACACGGUGCCCGGGAGCCCUCAGGCCCGCCACAGGACAGUGGGYACCAACACGCCCCCUAGUCCUGGCUUCGGCCGGCGGGCGGUCAACCCCAGCAUGGCUGCUCCCGGCAGUCCCAGUCUGAGCCACCGCCAGGUCAUGGGUCCACCUGGCCCUGGUUUCCAUGGCAACACCAUUUCCAGCCACCCAAGCAGCUCGGCCACCACCCCAGGGAGCCCCAGCCUGGGCCGGCACCCCGGGGCCCACCAAGGCAACCUGACCCCCAGUCUCCAUGGCAACGCAGUGGCCAGCCCUGGCAGCCCCAGCCUGGGCCGUCACCUGGGAGGGUCUGGAUCCAUGGUUCCUGGCAGCCCCAGCUUGGACCGGCACGUGGCCUACGGUGGCUACUCCACCCCUGAGGACCGGAGGCCCGCGCUGUCCCGACAGAGCAGCGCUUCCGGCUACCAGGCCCCGUCCACACCCUCCUUCCCUCUCUCCCCUGCCUACUACCCGGGCCUGAGCAGCCCCACCACCUCCCCCUCGCCGGAUUCUGCGGCCUUCCGGCAGGGGAGCCCCACACCGGCCCUGCCAGAGAAGCGGAGGAUGUCCGUGGGCGACCGGGCAGGCAGCCUCCCCAACUACGCCACCAUCAACGGGAAGGUGUCCUCCUCGCCGGUGGCCAGUGGCAUGUCCAGUCCCAGUGGGGGCAGCACUGUCUCCUUCUCCCACACGCUGCCCGACUUCUCCAAGUACUCCAUGCCAGACAACAGUCCUGAGACCCGGGCUAAAGUGAAAUUUGUCCAGGACACCUCCAAGUAUUGGUACAAGCCUGAGAUCUCCAGAGAGCAAGCCAUCGCACUCCUUAAGGAUCAGGAGCCAGGGGCCUUCGUCAUCCGUGACAGCCACUCCUUCCGGGGGGCCUAUGGGCUGGCCAUGAAGGUGUCUUCGCCCCCUCCGACCAUCAUGCAGCAGAAUAAGAAAGGAGAUCUGGCCCAUGAGUUGGUGAGACAUUUCCUAAUCGAGACGGGCCCCAGAGGAGUCAAGCUCAAGGGCUGCCCCAAUGA
Urocitellus parryii (Arctic ground squirrel) is the source of this 4973-nucleotide messenger RNA. NCBI's taxonomy places the organism in Eukaryota, Metazoa, Chordata, Mammalia, Rodentia, Sciuridae. The record is from RefSeq and is a predicted model, not a curated record.